GCUGUGUGGGGCUUGCAUUCUGCGCCCACACAGAAAUUUGCAACUGUAUCUCAAAAUUCAACAAUCGCCCACACCGUGAUCGAGUCGACGGAAACCAUCACCUCAGCGACGACAACACCGCAGCAAUGGCGCCCUCACGAGUCACCUACCGCCGCCGCAACCCCUACAACACCACGUCUAACCUGACGCGGGUUGUUAAGACUCCCGGCGGCGAGCUCCGGCUCCUUCACAUCAAGAAGCGCGGCACUGCCCCGAAGUGCGGCGACUGCGGCAUCAAGCUCCCUGGUGUCCCCGCUCUCCGGCCCCGGGAGUACGCCCAGAUUUCCAAGCCUAAGAAGACCGUCCAGCGUCCGUACGGUGGUUCAAGAUGCGGAAACUGCGUGCGGGACCGCAUCGUCCGGGCCUUCCUCAUUGAGGAGCAGAAGAUCGUCAAGAAGGUGUUGAAGGAGCAGAGCCAGGCCGAGAAGAAGAAAUAA
Messenger RNA from Chaetomium strumarium, 476 nucleotides. RefSeq names its product ribosomal protein L34Ae. The record is from RefSeq and is a predicted model, not a curated record. Gene Ontology annotation, cellular component: ribosome. The coding region runs from base 126 to 476 and encodes 116 amino acids. Gene Ontology annotation, biological process: translation. Gene Ontology annotation, molecular function: structural constituent of ribosome. Lineage: Eukaryota; Fungi; Ascomycota; Sordariomycetes; Sordariales; Chaetomiaceae. The transcript is spliced from 3 exons.